AUGGGGUACGACUGCCCGGGACGUGCAACCCCACCGAACGCGGACGUUGGACCGUGCCGAGGCAACAGCACGCACCCCACUCCCGGGUCGGAAGCCGCCAAGAAGUCGAACAACAUUUGCGACUCGUUCCCCAUGUACAUGGAGAUUGACUACAUUCGCAUCUACCAAGACAAGAGCUCCAUGUUCAUCGGAUGCGACCCCCCCACGCACCCGACCAAGAAGUGGAUCGACGGCCAUCUCAAGUGGUACACGGACGCCAAGAACCCGAUGGUCCGCGUCGAUGGCGGCGCGACUUGCAACUCGGACGACGACUGCUUGAUCCCGUCGGCCGCCAUCCCGAGCGGCCGGUGCUUCAAGCGUCGAUGUGAUUGUGUGGGUGGCUAUGGGGGCCCCCGUUGUACCAAAUACGUGGGCAGCAAAACCCUCGACACAUCGAGCCCCAACUACUUCGGACCGCAGUUUCUGUACCCUGCCGGACUGGCCGCCGUCGUCGUCGCCGCCGUCGCGCUCACGUGUGUGCUUCGCAAGCGCCGCCUCGCCGCCGCCACGCUUUCGUCCCAUCGCGCGAACGAAGCGGCCAAAGGCAGCCGGCAGAGCGACAACCCGUUGAACGACAGCGUCGCGAUGUUGGAAUCGACACAUCACCAGCACCGUCGAUUUUACGCGCCGGCCAACACGGUGGAGGCGUAACGUGAGGCCACCGUGCGUUUGACGACAGGUGAUUUUACAUAUUU
This is a messenger RNA of Aphanomyces invadans, 734 nucleotides long. RefSeq lists its product as hypothetical. Gene Ontology annotation, cellular component: plasma membrane; endoplasmic reticulum membrane. Bases 1 to 690 code for a protein of 229 amino acids. The record is from RefSeq and is a predicted model, not a curated record. Gene Ontology annotation, biological process: (1->6)-beta-D-glucan biosynthetic process. Gene Ontology annotation, molecular function: glucosidase activity. The transcript is spliced from 2 exons. Lineage: Eukaryota; Oomycota; Saprolegniomycetes; Saprolegniales; Verrucalvaceae.